AUGAUCAGCCUACCCGAAGCCAUUGCCUCCAAUGAGCGUAUUGCCUCUACCUUUCCACCUGGCCUUGUGGCAGUCUUUGUCGGAGGGACCAGUGGUGUUGGCGAAUACACACUCAAAGCAUUCGUUAAGUAUGCUGUUAGUCCACGAGUGUACCUUGUUGGCCGGUCUCAAGUGUCCGCGGACCGCAUCAUCGAGGAGUGCACACAGCUCAACAGAGGGGGAAAGUUCGAGUUCAUCAAGGCCGAUAUCAGCCUCUUAAAGAAUGUGGAUGAAGUCUGCAACCAACUCAAGAGCAAGGAAACGAAGGUCAAUAUUCUGUUUGAGACGCAAGGAACUAUGGCUUUUGAAAAGAAAACAUCCGAGGGCCUCCCCUUCGCUAUUGCUGUCGGCAUUCACUCACGCAUACGAUUCAUCCUCAACCUCCUCCCUCUCCUCCGCAAAGCAGAUCACCUCCGUCGAGUCGUCAGCGUCGGCGCUGCCACUUGCGAGGGAUCCAUCGAUCUAAGUAACAUCCCGGGUGUAGGCAUCCCCUUGCUACCUUGGCGUAACCAAAUAGCCUCGAUUCAGACUCUUUUACUCGAAGAAAUGGCCAAACGUGCUCCCGAAGUCAGUUUUGUCCAUACCGUUCCAGGGGUCGUCAAAAGCGGCAUCUUUCGUGAUUCUGAGGGAACAGGUAUGGCGAUUCGGAUCGCUAUUGCAAAAUUACUCAUGCCUCUGAUUGCUACUUCACCUGAUGAGUCCGGUGAGAGGCACACCUUUGUAGCUACCAGUGCUGUCUACCCACCAGGUCAGCAAGGCGCGGCACAUGCCGGAGUGCCGUUGCAUGGCAUUUUGACGACGGCCAGGGGUACUGACGGUAAACCCGGCAGCGGUGUCUACUCGGUUAGCAAUAAAUGUGAGGUUGCCUCGCCAAAGGUUGAGGAACUACUGGCAACUUUCAGGAAGGAUGGCACUGCAGAGAAGGUGUGGCAAUACUUUGCUGCUGAUUUCAAGAGGAUUACGGGGACAGAUGUUCCUUUGUGA
Molecule: messenger RNA, 1023 nt
Organism: Talaromyces amestolkiae
Lineage: Eukaryota; Fungi; Ascomycota; Eurotiomycetes; Eurotiales; Trichocomaceae
Exons: 2
Coding region: 1-1023 (340 amino acids)
Biological process (GO): secondary metabolic process
Source: RefSeq, a predicted model, not a curated record